This is a messenger RNA of Euleptes europaea (tarantolino), 1237 nucleotides long. It is a transcript of the gene S1PR3, whose product is annotated as sphingosine-1-phosphate receptor 3. Gene Ontology annotation, molecular function: sphingosine-1-phosphate receptor activity. Gene Ontology annotation, cellular component: membrane. Gene Ontology annotation, biological process: G protein-coupled receptor signaling pathway. The transcript has a single exon. The record is from RefSeq and is a predicted model, not a curated record. The coding region runs from base 1 to 1125 and encodes 374 amino acids. NCBI's taxonomy places the organism in Eukaryota, Metazoa, Chordata, Lepidosauria, Squamata, Sphaerodactylidae.
AUGGAUGUGUACACCACACCAACCACUUAUCACCAGAACAAAGUGUUGGACCAUGUGAUAAAACUCCAUUACGACUACGUUGGAAAGGGCGACCGCGUAAAUCAGGCAAAGGGCAUAGACCUAACUACUAUUGCACUUCUAAUAAUCUGUAGCUUCAUCAUCCUGGAGAACUUGAUGGUGUUGAUUGCCAUAUGGAAAAACCACAAGUUUCACAACCGUAUGUACUUCUUCAUUGGCAAUCUAGCCCUCUGUGACCUGCUGGCUGGAAUUGUUUACAAAGUGAACAUCUUGAUGUCAGGGAGCAAUACCAUGAGUCUUACACACAAGAUGUGGUUUGUCCGGGAAGGCAGCAUGUUCGUGGCUCUAGGAGCAUCUACUUUCAGCUUGUUAGCCAUCGCUAUCGAAAGACAUUUGACCAUGAUCAAAAUGAGGCCAUAUGAUGCUAAUAAAAAGUACAGGGUCUUCUUGCUUAUUGGAACAUGCUGGUUUAUCUCGGUCUCCUUGGGUGCCUUUCCAAUCCUUGGUUGGAACUGCAUUGACAAUUUACCAGACUGUUCCACUGUUUUGCCGCUCUAUUCUAAGAAGUAUGUAGCAUUUUGCAUCAGCAUCUUCAUUGCCAUUCUGGUGGCUAUCGUCAUCCUUUAUGCACGCAUUUACAUCUUGGUAAAGUCCAGUAGCCGUAAUGUCACAAAUCACAGCAACUCGGAGAGGUCCAUGGCCUUGCUUAGGACAGUUGUGAUCGUUGUCGGAGUUUUCAUUGCCUGUUGGUUGCCGCUGUUUGUUCUACUGCUGAUUGAUGUGGCCUGCAAAACCAGGUAUCCCAUUUUAUACAAAGAAGAUGGUUUCAUUGCCUUGGCUGUCCUGAAUUCAGCAAUGAAUCCCAUCAUCUACACUCUGGCAAGUAAGGAAAUGCGUCGGGCUUUCUUCCGCCUUGUUUGUGGCUGCCUGGUGAGGGCCAAUGUCACGUCUUUGCCUAUCCAGCCCACACCGGAUCAGAGUCGAAGCAAAUCCAGUAGUAGCAGCAACACCCAAAAGCCAAAAGAUGACUUUCCACAAACUAAAAUCUCUUCGUAUACACUUGAAAAAAACGAGUCUUCAUUUCAGAACGGAAUUUUUUGUAAGUGAAGCUGGAUAACUCUGCAAACCAAGGAUUCUUGUGUGGCUCUUUAGAGCCAAAUAGAAGCACAAUUAGUGGGGUUUCUUGCUUUUCAGUUAUAAAGAAAAUGAUAACUGGGAA